CAGCCCUCACCCCCCCGCCCCGGAUAGACAGGACUCUUGGAGCAGCACUCCAUGUCGAUAGCAGUGGGAGGCCGCAGUAGCUAGUUAGCCACCGGGUGUUGAGAUAGAGUCGGUUAGGGGUUGGAGCGAGGACUUGGAGGGGAGUCACUGAUUAUCUUAAUUCUAAUUUGCGCCUCGGCAGCAUUAAAAAGCGUAUUGUUUCACCAUUGUUUAGCUAGUAUUGUAAGUGGGUUUUUAGAGAUAAUCCGCAGUGACAUUUGAUGUGCUGUGUGUAGUGUAGGACGUCAUCGGGAAAAUACACAUUGCUUUCGAAUACACCUAGUUAUCGUCAAUAGCCUCCCGUAUCUUGGAACUGACUGCCCGACCCUCGGCACAUCAACAGCGACAAUGGCAGAUAGAGAGCAACUGAUCCAGAGAGCCCGUAUGGCUGAGCAGGCGGAGCGGUACGAUGACAUGGCUUCAGCGAUGAAACAGGUGACUGAGCUGAGUGAGCCUCUGAGUAACGACGACCGCAACCUGCUCUCUGUGGCCUACAAGAACGUGGUGGGAGCCCGGCGGUCCUCCUGGCGCGUCACCUCCAGCAUCGAGCAGAGGGCCAUGGCCGAUGGCAACGACAAGAAGCUGGAGCUGGUGAAGGCCUACCGGGAGACCAUCGAGAAGGAGCUGGAGACAGUCUGCCAGGACGUGCUCAACCUGCUCGACGAGUUCCUCAUCAAGAGCUGUGGAGAAGACCAGCUGGAGAGUAAGGUGUUCUACCUGAAGAUGAAGGGCGACUACUACCGCUACCUGGCCGAGGUGGCCACGGCCGAGAAGAAGACCUCCGCCGUGGAGUCCUCUGAGGGAGCCUACAAGGAGGCCUACGAGAUCAGCAAGAGCAUGGCGGCCACCCACCCCAUCCGCCUAGGUCUGGCCCUCAACUUCUCUGUGUUCUACUACGAGAUCCAAAACGCCCCCGAGGAGGCCUGCAAGCUGGCCAAGGAGGCCUUUGAUGAGGCCAUCGGACACCUGGACAAUCUGAACGAGGACUCCUAUAAGGACUCCACCCUCAUCAUGCAGCUGCUGCGGGACAACCUGACCCUGUGGACCAGCGACCAGCAGGACAGCGAGGGGGGAGAGGCCCAACCCUGAGACCACCUCCUCCUAACCCCUGAUAGUCUUUAGCUAGAGUUAGCCACUCCCCUUCCCCAUGCUUUACUAGUUUCAGAUCUUUUGUUCUCUAAUCUCUUCCUCAUCGCUCGCCUCUUUGUCUCUUUGUGCCAUUAUCAUGCUCAAUUAAGGCCUCAUCAGGAAUAAUCUGUUCUCUAGUGGCCUCUCGUUUUUUGUCCUACAUUCUCACCUCUUCCCUUGCUGCAUUCACCCUCUCAUACUGUCCUCCUCAACUCUCUCCCUCUUUUCUGUCCUCCAAGCCUUUCUGUCCCUGGCCCACUUCCUGUGCGCUAGGUGGUAUUUUUUCUGCUUCGAUCCAUUCCAUCCCCUCCCUUCCAUAGUUGCUGAUAAUUAACUGACUAGUUGGUAUUCAAGUGACAUUUCCACAUGAUGUUCUCGUGAGGACAAUUUAGUAUCGAUCAUGAGUGGAUGUCUGUAAUUCUAAUUAGGGAAAAUGUAUUUCAUUACGUUACACAGCAUCGUGGAAAUGUUACUAUUGACCAGAAUGUGGUUGUAAUCUCCUCCUUGACUUGAACCCUUUCUAUGCCCCCCUGUCACUGUAAGAUGUCUGUCUGUUGUUCCUCCUCUCGAUUUCCUGUCUGGUGCCCUUUCCACUCUGCCCUCUGAUCUCGGUGUGCACUGCUAGCCCCUGUGAAUGUGUGUGCCAGCAAUCAUACCAUUUUGAAAUGUCCACCUUUUUGAAGGUUGAUGGGACAGUGUCUGGAGUUUUCAGUUGUGCAAGUACAUUUGUUUAUUAUUAUGAAUAAUGUAUGGUCAUUAAAACAUUACCUACCCUGGGAACUUGUGGGUAUGUACCCUGUUCUGUGUGAAUGCUUGGAUGAACAGCAUGCUCGUGCGCAUCAGUCGUCAUGAGUGAAUAUGUGGCCCUGCGGUCAUGAGCUAUUUGGUCAUGAUGUUUCCUGUUGUACUUUUAGUUUCUCAUUACGAUUAUCUCUGUAUUACACACACACACACAUUUAGUUCACUGUGUAGGAUUGUAUUGUGUUUUUUGUGAGACUGUUCUCAUUGUAUUCCUCCCCCUGAUGGACAAAGUCAGAAUGGUGUCUUGGUGCAGUCUACAUUUCCAAUGAAUUAGCUGCACACUUCUGUUGGAGUGAAAUGUACAGUAGGUGUAAUAUGACUCAUUUUAGUUUUCUGUUGCAAAAGUUUUGAUUCUAUAUGCCCAAUUGAACACCCUGGCUUGUUUUACCACUUAUUUUUUUUCCUUCCUGGCUCUUUGUUGUGCGGCAUUUUACCAUGUUAAGCUCCAGACUCGAUACUUACCUGGUGGUUGUUUCUGGUACUUUUACCCUCCCGACUACAGGGUCCAUAAUAACGUAACAGCCCCAUUAAAGGGAUUUUUUUUUUGCAA
Molecule: messenger RNA, 2518 nt
Organism: Salvelinus fontinalis (brook trout)
Lineage: Eukaryota; Metazoa; Chordata; Actinopteri; Salmoniformes; Salmonidae
Gene: ywhah
Product: tyrosine 3-monooxygenase/tryptophan 5-monooxygenase activation protein, eta polypeptide
Exons: 2
Coding region: 388-1128 (246 amino acids)
Biological process (GO): signal transduction
Cellular component (GO): cytoplasm
Source: RefSeq, a predicted model, not a curated record